Paramecium primaurelia is the source of this 790-nucleotide messenger RNA. The record is from the annotation of a GenBank genome assembly. Lineage: Eukaryota; Ciliophora; Oligohymenophorea; Peniculida; Parameciidae.
AUGAUAACAAAAAUACCGCUAAGAAUUGCCAGAACUCUACUUCCUAUGAAUUAUUCUGGAUUGAGAUUAUAUAUUUCAGAAUCAAUAAUAGAGAAAAGUAGUUAUUUGAAUUAAAAUAAGAUCAUUUAUAUCAACUUAUUGAGAGAGGGAUGAUAUUUGAAACUAUGGUUUUAAAGAAUACACAAUCAAAUUCAGAUUAGACAGAAAUUAAAGGAUUUAAAGUACAAGAUUUGGAAGAUGACUUAAAAUUAGAAUUAAGUAAAACAGUAGGAAAUGUUUAAAUUUUAAUUUGCAUUGAAUGUUAAAAUAAAGAAGAAACCUUUGAAGAAGAAUUAUUAGAAAAUUAGAAAUUUACAGUAUUAAAUUAGACUGAAACUCUAGUUUAGAAUUGCUAAACUACUUAUUUGAAUCAUAUUCCUUUUAGUAUUUAUUUAACUAAAGGAAAUGGAAUCAUUUCUUGUUAUGAAUGUUCAGCUUAUAGAAGCAAAGUAUAAUGUCAUUCAUUAAAUAUAUAGAUUUAAAUUAAUAUGAUUUAGAUUAUUGAUGACAUUGAAGAACAUAAACAAAUUCCACGAUAAGAAAGAGGAAUAACUGACUAUAUAGGAAGAAAUUAUAUUAUAGAUGAUACUGUAAUAAUGUAAUAAUAAAUAAGUUAUAAAAUGAUAUGCUAAAUUAUCUUAAGACCUUUGGAAUAGACUCUGAACUUGCAUAGUUUGUGGAAAACCUACAAAGUGAUCGAGAACAGGCUCUGUAUCUGAAAUGGUUAUAAAACAAGAUCAAUUCUUCAUGA